Messenger RNA from Cyprinodon variegatus (sheepshead minnow), 3900 nucleotides. RefSeq names its product matrin-3-like (gene matr3l1.1). The transcript has 22 exons. Gene Ontology annotation, cellular component: nucleus. Gene Ontology annotation, molecular function: zinc ion binding; RNA binding. The record is from RefSeq and is a predicted model, not a curated record. The coding region runs from base 198 to 3773 and encodes 1191 amino acids. NCBI's taxonomy places the organism in Eukaryota, Metazoa, Chordata, Actinopteri, Cyprinodontiformes, Cyprinodontidae.
CCAGUAAGAGAAGAAGAAAUCAGUCCCCGGUGCAGCAAAGUGUCCUUAUCGGCUUGUUUUCCUUGGGAUUUUUCUGCCAAUAAACAUUAUUUUUUACAUUGAAGUGAGGGUUUUAAUAAAGAGUUUGGUGCUCCGUGUGAAAGUGACUUCAGUUUAUCUGAGGAAACGCUCCAAGCGUUUCUCCACAGCCUCCCAGCAUGUCCAACAACUACCCGUACCGGCAGCCGCCGCCUGAUUCUGACCUGCGACCUGAACCCCGGCGCUAUGGUCCUGGAGCUGACAGAGACUUUUACCGUCAGCCUCAGGAGUCGUUUUCCUCCUCCUACCUGCCCUCCUCCUCUUCCUCCUCAUUCUCCAGGAGCUCAGCAGCGCUCCCCUCGGCUCAUGGCUCCCAGGAGUCCGUUUUGAGCCUCCUGAACAGCUGCGGCUUGGAGCCUGAAGAUCUGUCUAUGCUGGCGAAGCUUCCUGAAGACGUCCUUACAGUUGAGACUCUUCCUCAAAUCCUGCAGCAGAUCAAGGGGAGAAAGGGCCCGGUCCAACCGUUUCCACUAAGAAGUCCUCCUGAAGAGAUUAACUCUUUCCAGCAGUCCACAUCAAAGAUGGGAACCAUUAGACCUUCCAGAGCUCCUUCUCCCCCACCACCCUCUUCAUUUAUGCCCUCAAGCUCCGGCCAUUGGCCCUCUGGCAACCCCGUCUCCAGAGAGCGGGAGCAGCUCAGCAGGCAGCCCAUCCAGUAUCCUCUUCCAAUGUUCUCUACGACGACUGCGCCCCCUGAUCCAGCACUGGACCACUGGACGGGUCAUACGACCGCCAGCUCUUUCAGGUCCCCACCAUCAUCAUCCUCUUUACCAUUCAGACACACCACUGACCAAGACCACAGGCCACGCCCCCCUCGUUAUGGUAAGGAAGGUUCUUUCAGCACGGCGGGAUCAGUGGGUAGAACACGUCCUUCUCGUUUCUCUACCGGACCAGCUGAUUACAGAUCAGCUCCUCCUCCUCUUGACGAUCGACGCCAAGACUUCAAGUCAGCACACAGCAGCCGGGCCGCCGCCCCCGACCCCAUGCCCUCCAAGAAACAAGCUCUGGACUUCCACGGAACAUCACCGACGGAGUUCCCGUACUCAUGCUCUCUGUGUGACAUCACAGUCCUGUCAGAGAAGGCUUGGAUCCAGCAUGUUAACACCACGGGUCAUGCAGACGGACAGCUCAACUUGCUGCAGCAGUUUCCAAAGUGGGACUGUCGCCUGGACCAAGUCGCAAGGGAUGAUAGCAGAUCAAACCAGCAGAAAGAUGCACCGAGGCGUAGCCCACCCACUCCCAAACCCAGUCAGAACCGAGCAGAUCCCCAGAAGCAGCAGAAGGCGUCGGAUAAAGGGAAGGUGGUGUGUGCCAAGUUUGCCCCUCAGGCUGUAGAUGAGGCUCAUCUGAGGAAACUAAUCGAGCCGUUUGGAAAAGUUGAGAAGAUCCUCAUGUUUCCGUCUUUGGCGUUUGUGGAGAUGGGCUCUUGUGAUCAGGCAAAGGACCUGGUGAAGCACUACGGCAGCUCUGAGAAGGCCGCUGGGAAGGAGAAGAUCGAGUUCAGCAUCUCCAGCACAUUUAGCUUCCUGCAGAGCUCCCAGGUGGUGAGCUUCACUCCGGCGCCGACCGGCAAGGACGGACGCUCUGAUCUUAUCUGCAUCGCCAAACGCUUCGGAGAGCCGCUCUACACACUGUUUCUGCCAUCCAAGGCCUUCGUGGAGAUGAAAGUUUCUGCUGAGGCUCAGAAGCUGGUCAACUAUUAUACCUCCAAUACUCUUCGGAUCAACGAUGACAUCAUCCAUGUAGCCUUCUCAUUAGAGUACAGGACUCUUAUGCGGGUUCCAUCAGCCCAGAAGUAUGAGGAGGAACCAGUCAAGUCUAAGGAGUCCAACAGGGAGCAGAGGACUAGGUCCAGAGACAGGACCAGGUCCAGAGACAGGACCAGGUCCAGAGACAGGACCAGGUCCAGAGACAGGACCAGGUCACGGUCCAGAGGACGGAGAAGGAAAAGAAGCAGUUCUAGAGAUGGAAAGAGAAGAGAGACUAGAACCAGGUCCAGAGAUAAAUCCAGCCUGAAAAGGAGGUCCAAAUCCAGAGAGCGGUCCAGCAGUGGGCCUCCUGGGAAGAGCAAGUCUGAAGAACCCAAGAACUCUGAGCCCAGAUCUGCAGAAGAACCUCAGAAGAAAGAAGGUGUCUCCACCAACACAGAAGCUGCUAAGGAGAAGGAGAAACCGACGGCUGACGUAGAACGCUACACCACAGACGAGAGCGACAUCGAGGGCAUGGAGGUGAUCGCAGAGGAUGGAGAAGAUGUGAGGGACGAGGACGACCUGGAGAGUCAGGAUGAGGACCACCAAGAGAAACCCAAGUGUCCUGAAGCAGGUGGACCAAAGCUGGAGGUCAUGGAGGCUGAAGCAGAGAAGCCGGAGCUCCAGGUGGAGGAGCCUGCUGACACAGAGGAGGAUAUGGAAGCAGAAUUCCCGGUGGACCUGGAGAACUGCAUCACUCUGGAUGAGUUGAAGAGCGACGAUGAAGAUAUUCUUCCUGGUGGAGACCCUAAGGAGGCCUUGGAGUCCAGCAGGGUUCUGUUCUUUAGCGCCAUGCCUCUGCAGUACACAGACAUGGAGUUCAUCACCCUAAUGAGAGGCUUUGGGACGGUGGUCUGCUACCUUCUGAUCCAGAACAGACAACAGGGUUUCAUCGAGAUGUCGACCUCUUCUGAAGCUCUCAAAGCCGCUGAAGAGCUGCAGUCCAAACCUGCCUACCUCAACGGAACCAGACUGAUCGGCACCUUGUCUGAGAAGUUCUCUACUCUCACCAACGGGUGGCCCGUUCCCGAGGAGGAGAGCGAAGAAAGGAGGUGCGCCAGUGAACACAGCAAAGAUAACUCGGAAACGGAUGAGAAGACAAGGUCCAAAAUAACCCCACUGGAGAAAACCUCUGAAAUAGAUCAGGAGAUAGAGAGGUCUGGUAAUGUUCCACAGAUGGAAACUCCUGAGAUAAUCACAAAAACCAAAAAGAAAACAGAAACACCAGAUCAGAUGACUUCAGAUGGAAAGACUCAAGAGCAGGAACCACCCAGAAGUAUUGCUGAACCAGAGAUGGAGACAUCAGAGAAGUCAAAAUCCCCAAAAGCUACAGAAACAUCUGAAAAAUCUCCAGAGAAAAUAUUACCUGCUACGUCCUCUGUGAGAAAAACAAGAUCCACAAAUAGUCUGCAGAAGGAAACGGUUGAAAUAAAUCCAGAGGCUUCUGAGGAAUCACCAGAAAAACAGGCUUCUGAAAACAGUUCUGAGGAGGAUUCCACACAAGGACAGAACAGAACCAGGAGCUCCACCUACAGAGACAUUCCAGACACUAAUGCGGAGAAAAGAAAAGGGCCCCUUGACGACAACGUAGUGCCUCCAAAAAUUCGCAGGACUGAGGAAGCUGCAGAAGAGACUGAGAGGACAACUGAACCAAAGGCCACAGAGGAGAGAACUCUAGAAACAAAGACAGAAGAGAAUAAAACCAACUAUCCAGAAGAUCCACAGUCCUCUGAACAGGAGUCUGGGUUGAAAGAAGAUGCAGCACCAGCAGAGAAACCUGCUAAACCUGUUGGAGCAGAGUUUGUCCGACCAGUUGUUGGUUAUUUCUGUAAUCUGUGUCAGAUGAUCUUCGGUGAUGAAGAUGAAGCCAAACUCCAGCACUGCAGCACACCGGCCCAUUACAAGAAGUACCAGGAGAAAACGGGUAAAGAUCCAUGGAUGAGCUGAGUGGAGUCAACAGUUAUGGAUCAGAAACAAGGGGGAUUUUUUUGUGUGUGUGUGUUUGUCAGCUGAAAAUAUUUAUUCAGCAGAACCAGUUUGUUUUAACUACAAGUUUCAAAUAAACCAACUUUGA